ACAAGAGAUCUUGCACGUUGCAUAUGGUGUCGAGUCUGUCGACGCAUACGCCCUUCCCUCUCUCAUCGUCUCGUCUCUCUUCCUCGAAACCAGCAGUACCUUUCUUUCUACUUGCUCGCCUCUGUCUACUGCAAGAUUCUCGAGGGGUUUGGUAGGCUUACAAAGAAAAUUACAGAAAAUAACGAAGAAAUUUUUCAAGUCUCCAGCUUCGGCAAUACUACUACGAGUGCACUCACACCCAGCAGCCGAUGGCUCGAGGGCUAACCAGAACGACCACAUCAACCUUCAUUUCAACUUCCGUCCCCAAACUAACCCCACCGAUAUGCAAGAACUCACGUACGUUCAGUCACAACUUCGUUCGACCUCACUUUUUUACUUGGACUCGCUUUCUCUGCAAGUGCUCUCGUAGUGCUGAAGACGCAAUCGACAUCUCCAAGUACAAGGAAGCUUUCUCCAGGAGAAUGGCCAUGGCUGGCCUCAAACCUCACCACCGAAUAGGUUUAGGAGUCUCUGGAGGCCCUGACAGUAUGGCACUUUGUGUUCUCACUGCCGAUUGGAAAACAAAUGCCCUUAAUGCUGCUGAAGAUAGCAGUGGUUUCAUUGAUGGGCUUUUGGCAAUAAUUGUUGAUCAUGGGCUACGUGCUGAAAGCAAAGAGGAGGCGAACUUUGUUUGUAAUCGGGUUUCUCAAAUGGGAAUCAGGUGUAAGAUUGCCUGCUGUGAUUGGUUAGAUGGUAGGCCAAAACAGGGCCACUUACAAGAAGCGGCUCGAGACAUGAGGUAUCAAACAUUUCAAAAAGUUUGUGAUCAACAUCAGAUUGGUGUUUUGCUUGUUGCACAUCAUGCAGAUGACCAGGCUGAGUUAUUCAUUCUUAGACUAUCUCGCAAUAGCGGUGUGCUUGGACUUGCUGGCAUGCCUUUCACUUCUCAAAUUUUCUCUACAUGUACACAUUCUUUUGGUGGAGUCUCAAAUAACCACGGAAUUCUUCUUGUGCGACCACUCCUGAAUUUCCCGAAAGAAGAUAUGUACAAGAUAUGUCUGGGGGACCAUCAGGAUUGGGUGGAAGACCCAACAAAUCAAAGUCUUUUAUUUGCUCGUAAUAGGAUUCGAAUGUCAUUAAGGGAUUUGUCCUCAUGUAUCUUCAAGUCUGAGCUACAAGCCGUUAUCUCUGCCUGUCGAAGAACACGGUCAUAUAUUGACCAAACUUGUAGUAGAUUGAUAAAUCAGGCAGUGACUGUGGUGGAGCAUGGAUAUGCUAUUAUUGAUUUCGAGACUCUUAUCCCAUCAAAAGUUACAGACAUAUGUAUGUCAAAGUUUCUUGCCCUGGUCUUGCAGUUCAUUUCACAAAGGUAUCGGCCAGUUAGAGGAAGUGCUUCAAAAUUGCUGUUGGACUACAUUCGUACUUUCCCAUGCAAGAACUCCCUUACAGCAGCUGGUUGUUACCUUUGUCCAGCUCCUGGGUCUAAAGGCACCAAAAUCUUAGUCUGCUGUUCUGUUGAUUGUCCUUUGCCUUCAAAAAUGGAAACGGUCCAUGCAUGCACUCGUGGAGAACAAGGAAACUGUACUCCAAGUGAGUUGGAGGAAAUUAUAGCGGAUGGAAAGUUGUAUUCAGAUGGCCUAGUUCUAAAUGAAUCAGAUGUGCAUUUUCUGAGAGUAACAUCAGAAUCAGUUCUAAGCGAAGCCACAAGACUUGGCAUACUCAGUGAGUCAACAUACAGGAAUAUUCUCUUGUUGCAGAGAGAAGAAACAAAACGUUUCAAGUGUAAAACUGAACUCUCAUCUGAUUCUGAGGCAAAGCCUGAUUUCGAAUCUACCAAUCCAUGGCAGAGUGAACCACUUCAAUCAGGGUAUGGAUAUUACUUCAUGAACAGAUUCUUCAUCACAUGGAAACUGAAUGAUGAAAUUGUGGGAAGUGCAUUUCCUGAGGAAGGUCAAUGUAACUUGGAUUUAAGAGAGGAGCAUUGGAAGUGUCAUUGUAGGUCUUGCGUAGUUGGUAAUGAUAUGGUAUUUGAUGUGCGGCACAUGAUUGAAUCGGAUUGGCUGUAUCUUGCCAAGUUGUCAAAAUGCUCGAGUACUUCGGAGAAAUUUCAACAGCAAGUUCUCUUAGACAAUGAAGUGGAGCAAAUACCAGGGGAGACCAAUCAAUGUUUAGAUUAUGCAAGAUUAUCAGCACAAAGAGCUCUCUUGUCAUUAAAAUCUAUUCCAGUUGCUGCAAGAGCAGGCCUACCUGUCCUAGUCAACCAUCAAGGACUGUUACAAAGCAUCCCGAGUAUUGGCUUCAAGCAUUGCCCUUGUUUGGUUGUAUCUGCAGAAUUCAAGCCAAGAGUACCACUUGGGGGAGGUCAUAGUUCGUUUCUCUAGUCUCUUACCUCUAUUCCAGAGUCCGCAAAUUCAAGCAUUGCCCUUGCUUAAGUUUAGCGGCUUUUUCUAUAAUUUACAGUAUGUAGGCUAUCAUAUCUUUGGAUUUUCAUUCUAGCAUUCAAGUGUAAAUUUGGUUUCUAAGCAUCAAAGCUCAAGCUGCAUGAUCAACCUGUCAUGGUUCGUAUCUUCAUUCUUUCUGAAGUCCUGGCAGGCAGUGCUGAAAACAUUACUGUAUGGAGGAAAUAAUGUCUGCCAAAUAUUUUUGCUGACAACCAAAUGUGCAUCUGGCAACCUUCUUCUUCAUGUAAAGGCGGCUCAAACUUGCCACCUACAUCCAUCUGUUGUAACUCCUCACCUGCGGUCAUUGAGUCCAAAACUACUAGACUUUCUUUUGGCAAAGGAUACAAUGCUUCUUUUAUUUUUUCAAAUAGACUAUGAAAUUUGCAUGCCUUAAUGUAA
This is a messenger RNA of Juglans microcarpa x Juglans regia, 2819 nucleotides long. RefSeq lists its product as uncharacterized. The record is from RefSeq and is a predicted model, not a curated record. The transcript is spliced from 12 exons. Lineage: Eukaryota; Viridiplantae; Streptophyta; Magnoliopsida; Fagales; Juglandaceae. Bases 249 to 2360 code for a protein of 703 amino acids. Gene Ontology annotation, biological process: tRNA processing. Gene Ontology annotation, molecular function: ligase activity, forming carbon-nitrogen bonds; ATP binding.